Molecule: messenger RNA, 3541 nt
Organism: Heterotrigona itama
Lineage: Eukaryota; Metazoa; Arthropoda; Insecta; Hymenoptera; Apidae
Source: the annotation of a GenBank genome assembly
UAACAGUACAGAUACUUCAGUUUUGAACGUUUCAAGUGUAUGUUUUCAAGAAAACGUUUCAGUUAUUUUGUAAGAAUAAUAGUACGAAAAUAUGAAUGUGUAAAAUAUUUAUAUUUAUGUCGAAAACGAGAUAUAAAAUGAUAAAUGUAUAUAGUAUAUAUCAAAAAAUUUGUAUAAAUCUCCUUUAAAAGUUUGAAUUCAUAUACAGGGGACAGCACAAUCUCCAGUAUCUUCUAAGGAUUAAGUGUAUAAAUCUAAUAUUUUGUUUUUCUAAGUUUUACACAUAACCAAUUUAGAUAUGAAAAAUGAAAAGGGAAGGUAGAUGUAUGAUUUAUAAUUAAACAAAUGUUACAUGGCUAAUAGAAAAAUUUUAAGAAUUAAGAAUUCAAGAAUUAAGAAUUAAUUUCAAAAUGGGUACUGUAGAAUAUGGUUUUCCAAUGAUCGGUGGUUUAAUGCCACAAAUUCAAGCUCUUAUAGCACCACCUGUAUCGGAAGAUUCUAAAACAGCAAAAAAUAAAAAGGAUAAGGAGGAGAAAAAGCAUCCGUAUUUUAAAAGAAGAGGACGGGGACACAAUCGUGAUAUUUGUGAUGCCUGUCGAGAUGGAGGAGAACUUAUUUGUUGUGAUAAAUGUCCUGCAUCAUAUCACUUGCAAUGCCAUUAUCCAGCAGUGGAUCCAGCAGAUAUUCCUAAUGGAGAAUGGUUGUGUUAUGCUUGUCGAUGUGCAUCAAAAAGGAAUCUUUUAGAUACUAAAGGAAAUGAGAAAAACAAAAAAAAAUCUGCGUUGGAAGUGUUAGCUUUGGCAGCAUCUUUAGUUAAUCCCAGGGAAUUUGAAUUACCUAAAGAAUUGCAAUUACCAAUUAUGUUCCCUGGUAGUAAUAAAGUAGAUUAUGUUUCAGGUAGAAGAGGAAAACAACAAAGUGGAACUAAUAAUGUGGGGAAAAGUCACUGUUUAGAUAAUAAUUUAAUGGUACCUUUACCAGCACGUUUAUGUUUUGAAUGCGGCCGUAGUUGCAGAAAAGCACCAUUAAUUGCAUGUGAUUACUGUCCAUUAUAUUUUCAUCAAGAUUGUUUGGAUCCACCACUCACUGCUUUUCCCAUUGGAAGAUGGAUGUGUCCCAAUCAUCCAAAUCAUUUCAUAGAUCAAAAUUUAUUAACAUCGUGUAGAGUGACUGAACGUAUUAAGCUUUGGGAUAAAUAUGCCAAUCAACGUAUAGAUCAACAUGCAGUAAAAUUAGAUUUUUUACGUAAAGCACGUGCUACAAAUCCACUUUUUCGGACAAAAAUCAAAUUAGAAGGUCGGACAAGAGUAAAGGUACCCUGGUCUGUAAAAUUUCAUUAUGAACAUCCACCAGAAUUAGAUUCUAUACAAUUUUAUCAUGAUGCUGUUAUAAAACCAGUUGUUAAGAAUAUUAAAGUGCAAGAUAUAGAAAAUAAUGAUAUCAAACUUCCUAAAAUAGAGAAAGAAAAUACAGAAGUACAAAAAAUGGAAGAAUCAAUGGAAGUAGAGAAGGAAAUUGAGGAUAACAAUGAAAUAAAGGAUAAACUUAAUCAAGAAGAAACAAGUAAUACGAAAUGUGAGGAGACAGUAGAACAAGAAAAUGUAACCGAAAAUAGAUAUAGUAAUGAUAUUGGUACUGAGAGCUAUGUAGAACGAUUUGGCUAUGAUAUAAAAGAAGGUAUACAGUUACUUGAAAGACCAGUUUUAGAGGCAUUAGCAUUACAACGAUUAGAACAAAUUUUAGACCCUGAUGGAGAAAAUUAUGAAACUAUUAAUUGUCAAACAAAGGCUAGAGCGGCAUUGUUUUCUUUAAAUCGCAAACCUAAACCACCAGCUUUUAUGAUUCAUAAAACACUAAUUAUUGGAAGUGGCCCAAAUUGUGAUUUAGUUUUAUCUAAUUAUGGUAACUGUAGCUUUACAUCUUCAAAACACGCUAUUAUUUUUUUUGACGAGAGUACCAAACGUUAUGAAUUAUUAAACUAUAGUGAAUAUGGAACAGUGGUUGAUAAUGUAUUGUAUUCUUGUAACUAUACAAGCGUGAUAGAACAAGUAAAAGAAGAAGCUGACGAGAAAUUGCAAUCCAUGACUAAGGAACAGGAAACUACAGAAGCAGUGAAAUCUAUAAUAAGAGAAAAGGUUUUAAUUCAAGAACAAGCAGAGAAUAAAAGAGUAUUAUGUAAAUGUAAUUUAACAAGACUGGAGACAAAAGAUAAACAUCACUUAGAAGAAGGAUGGGAAGGAAGUGCUAUUGUUGCUCAUGGAUCAACAUUGGCAUUUGGAUGCCUAAUGUUCGUGUUUAAUACGAUAAAUGCACAUUUAGAACGAUGAAUUUUAUGCUGUAAAUAUUCUAUCAUUUCCAUGUACAGAUAUUUUCGUAAGCUAAUGAUAAUUAAAUUAAUGAAGUAAAUUCUUUCUAUUUUAUCUUGUUUUGAUUUCGUUGGUGUUAGAAAAUAAAUUGCAAAGAAUGUUUGAUAAAAAUACUUUAUUUAGUCAAGCUACUUUUAUGUAUUUAUAUCAUAAUUUAUAUCUUUAUCAUCAUCUUCAGUAGGUUCAUCAAAAUCUCUAAUCUUAACAUCAGCAUCUUCUCCAUACUGAAUGAUAUUGUCUAUCGUCAGUUUAAUAUCUGCCAUAUUUUCUUCGUCUUUUAUAUUUAAUGGAUAAAAACGCACUAAACUAUAGUCCUCUAUAAGCCUUCCUAUUGCUUCAGAAAGGUUUCUGUAUUUUUCAUUCCAAGGAUCUUUUUCCAUGUCUGCUAAUAAACUGUAUGGAUCAGGCUCUAAAUAUUUAUCUAGUUGCUUUUUUGCACUUUUUGAUAAUAAAUCCAUUUUGCUAAGAAUAUUAAUAUGUGGUAAUUCUAAAUUGAUCAUCACACUAAGUGCAGCCAUUGUACCUGAUAAAAACUUUGAUCCAUCAAUCAUAAAUUGACUAUCAAUCAAAAAUACUCCACAUAUACGAAAAUUGAGAUUUUGUAACAUAGUUAUUAAUUGACGAACGCUUGUCAUAUGUGUAUAUAAUUCAAUUUGUCCUGGACAAUCGAAGAUAAUAUAAUCGUCAUCCACAUCGCCUAAUUUUUCUUCUAACCACGAUGAGUUUUCUAUUAUAUACUCCAUACAGAAUAUAAGCCCACCAUUCGGUCCAAAUCGCAAUUCAUCAUCUUCCAUAACAUCAUCUAACUGUACUAAUUCUCUUAUAUCAACUAAGGGGUUAUAAUCAAAAUAUUCUGCUGCUGGAUCUAAAUUUACUACUUCUAUUACUUUGUUUUCACUGGCUGCAUGUUGUUGAAUAGCAGAACAAUAAAAAGUAUAAUACCUUUCCACUACCAGCUGGUCCCAUCACAAGUUGUGCGUAUCUCAUUCCUUUGUUUUUAUAAAUAUCAUAUAAAUUAAAUAAAAUGUAUUUAUAUCAACUGUACAUGUCAAUUGUUGGAAAUGAUCACAGUUUACGAAUGAAGGUUGUCAAACCUGAUUUUGAGCAAUGAAAAGUUAAUGUUUAGAUUAAAACUUUGACGAAGAAUUUAUACAAAUAUAAUUCUUACAAUGAAG